UUUUCUUCACAUUCACAUCUCACUGGCAAAUGGGUUUAGCUUCUUUAGUCAACCAACCUGCCUGCUGAAGCAGGAUUCUGUUAGCUGUUUGUAUUCAUUACAUGAGCUAGCUUGGGUUUAUGCCUGGAAAGCUCAAGCAUAAUAAUUUCUGAGAAAUCAAGAAUUCCUGUCUUCCAGCAUGUCGGGCAAGAAAAUCUUGGCCUUCUUCAUCACAGCUCUGAGCUGCUUCAGGUUGCUCAGAUUUGCAGAGUCAAAGGUUCCCCAGGAAGAAGUGGACGCUCUCCGUGAAAUCACGGGUGCGAUGGGUGCAAAGUAUUGGGAUUUCGAUGCCGAUUCUGGCAAAAUUCGAAAGGUUGGGGUGACACAGGACCCGCCAAAGGGAUCUGAGAGCAGCAUUGGGUGUUCAUGCAUUGUUGGGAAUGUCACCUUCUGUCACGUCGUAAGGAUCGCUUUAAAGGGUUAUAAUCUUACCGGGAUCCUCCCACCUAUGCUAACUCGGCUUCCAUACCUUCAGGAGAUCAAUUUUACUCGCAACCUCCUCACUGGUACAAUGCCUGCAGAGUGGGCUUCACUGAAGCUGACUUCAAUUGUUCUUCUCGUGAACCGGUUAUCAGGAAAAAUACUGAAAACUUUAGGGGACAUCACCUCUCUCACAUAUCUCUCUCUUGAAGCAAACCAAUUUUCUGGCACUGUUCCUCCUGAGCUCGGGAAUUUAGUCAAUUUGCAGACUUUGAUAUUGUCCUCCAAUAACUUGACAGGAAACUUGCCAACCACAUUUUCAGGGCUGAGUAAUCUGACUGACUUUCGAAUUAAUGAUAACAACUUCAAUGGCACGAUACCCGACUUCAUCUCGAACUGGAAGCAGUUGUCAAGAUUAGAGAUGCAUUCGAGUGGGCUUGAAGGACCAAUACCACCACGAAUUUCCACCUUGAGUAGCAUGAAGAUAAUGAGAAUCAGCGAUAUAAGUGGGCCUCAGCAGCCGUUUCCCAUGCUCGCAAACAUGACGAACCUCGUGAUCCUGGUUUUACGAAGUUGUAACUUAUCAGGACAGAUUCAUUCUUACAUUUGGACAAUGUCGAGUCUAGAAAUGUUAGAUGUUAGCUUUAACAGAUUAGUCGGGCAAAUUCCACCAACGAUCAGUUGGAAACGAUUAAGAUACAUUUUUCUCAGUGGCAACAUACUAAGUGGCCCUAUACCGGACUCAAUACUGAAGGAUGGGAUCAGCAUGGAUCUCUCGUACAACAAUUUCACAUGGCAAAGCUCUGGGCAACCUGUUUGUCAAGAACAAAUGAAUCUGAACUUAAAUUUGUUCAGGAGCUCUUCACCACUUAAUAACUUAAGUCGAGUUGUUCCGUGCUUGGACAAUUUCCGCUGCCCAAGUUAUUCGAGUUGUUUGCACGUAAAUUGUGGCGGAGAAGACACUGAGGGCAAGGAUUACAAACGACGAUUUCUGUACCAAGGAGAUGGAGAUGUGGGAGGUGGAACUGCAAGGUAUCACUUAAAUCGAGAUCAAUACUGGGGAUUUAGUAGCACUGGAGACUUUAUGGAUGACAAUGAUUUCCAAAAUCUGCGCUACACUGUGUCUCUUCAGUCACCGAACCCAAAUCUGACCAAUUUGCAAUCGACAGUUCGGAGAUCUCCAAUUUCCCUUAGCUACUUUCACUAUUGCUUGGAGAAUGGAAACUACACCGUGACUCUACACUUUGCAGAGAUCGAGUUUACGAACGACAGAACAUACAGUAGCCUUGGCAGGCGCGUGUUUGAUAUCUAUGUUCAGGACAAGUUAGUUAAAAAGGACUUUGACAUCGAGGUGGCGGCUGGUGGGGCCCAGAAGCCGACGGUACAGAUAUAUAAUGUUACUCUGAUGGAUAACAUUUUGGAUGUUCGCCUUUACUGGGCGGGCAAAGGAACAACAAGAAUUCCUAGGAGGGGUGUUUAUGGGCCCCUCAUUUCAGCUAUUUCUGUAGUUUCCGAUACCAAAGUUUGUCCAAGCGGUCGGAAAGGAAGUACUGUCCGUAUUGUUAUCGGCAUUGGAGUGGGUGCAUUUUCCCUUGUCUUCGUGUUGCUCUCAUUUCUUUGGUGGAAGUACUGCUCCCGAAGAAAUGCUGCAUUAGAAAAAGGGAUGCUAGGAUUAGAACAACAGACAGUGCUAUUCACGUUAAAACACAUGAAGGUCGCAACUGAUGACUUCAACCCAGCGAAGAAGAUUGGAGAAGGAGGGUUUGGUCCCGUCUACAAGGGUCAAUUAAAUGACGGUACUGUGAUAGCGGUGAAGCAGCAUUCACCUAAAUCUGGACAGGGAAACCGUGAAUUUCUCAACGAGAUCGGAAUAAUUUCUUGCCUUCAACACCCAAAUCUUGUCAAGCUUUAUGGAUGCUGCAUCGAAGGAGAUCAACUGUUACUGGUCUACGAAUAUAUGGAGAACAAUAGCCUUGCUCGUGCAUUGUUCGGCCCAGGAAACUAUCGGCUUCAUCUGGAUUGGUCCACAAGGUGUAACAUCUGUAUUGGCAAUGCUAAAGGUCUUUGCUUUCUUCAUGAUGAAUCUGAGCUCAAGAUUGUGCAUAGAGAUAUCAAAGCUACUAAUGUGCUCCUUGAUCGAGACUUGAACCCGAAGAUCUCAGACUUUGGGUUGGCGAGGCUUGAUGAAAAAGAGAAGACCCAUAUCAGUACACGAGUUGCUGGAACCAUAGGAUAUAUGGCACCGGAAUACGCUUUAUGGGGUUACCUCACCGAUAAGGCUGAUGUAUAUAGCUUCGGAGUCGUGGCCCUGGAAAUUGUUUGUGGAAAGAGCAACAACAGUUUUGUGCCGAGUGCUGAUUGCAUAUGUCUCUUAGAUUGGGCCUGCCAGAAACUGCACAAUGGGAGCUUAAUGGAAAUUAUUGAUGAGAAUCUGACGCUCGGUGUAAACCCAGAAGAAGUUGAGAAGGUCAUCGAGGUGGCGGUCCUGUGCACAAAUGCGUCUCCAUCACUUAGGCCUACAAUGUCUGAGGUCGUGAGGAUGCUGGAGGGGGAAAUUUCCAUCCCUGAUGUGAUUCCUGAGCCUGCCAACUACCGUGAAGAUUUAAGGUUUAAGGCAAUGAGGGACCUCCAGAAACACCAGAGAAAUCAGAACUACAGUAGAAACCAAAGCCACAUGCAGAACUCUCUUACAUCUGGGUCUUCCUCUGCAUAUAGCCAAGAGUUCUUAGAAAUCAGUCCCGAGUCGAGGCAGUAAUGAGCCUAUUAUGCAGAAGUCAUGUUCGACCAGGUCUAGAAGGAGAGUCCACUGAAUGAGAUCAAUCACAAUGAGUUGAAUGAUAUGAAUGUCUGCCUGACCCCUUGACCUAAAGCAAUCGUAUUUACAUGGGGCAAGGUUAUCCUUUUCCUUUUGGCCCUCUGGAUCAUGAAUUUGAAACUCGUGGCGUAAGCCUGAUAAACUCGUCUACGUAGCUUCUAUAGAUCUGAAAGAAACACAUUUUGGAAUGUCAUAUUGUACAGACCAUGUAUUCCUUUGAUAUAUAAGUUUGUUCAAAUGGGUAAAUAAAAUGAACGGUCUACUUUGCAUAGUGCUCUGCAAACUAAUGAUCUUCUAGACAUUUGGCAAAAUAAGGUUCUUCUAGACAUGCUAGAUCGAUUUCUCUGUUGUGUAAAUUGAUAUAUGCAAUCGAAACUUGUAUGUUUUUUGA
Molecule: messenger RNA, 3665 nt
Organism: Punica granatum (pomegranate)
Lineage: Eukaryota; Viridiplantae; Streptophyta; Magnoliopsida; Myrtales; Lythraceae
Source: RefSeq, a predicted model, not a curated record